Messenger RNA from Sceloporus undulatus (fence lizard), 1619 nucleotides. It is a transcript of the gene TMEM256, whose product is annotated as transmembrane protein 256. The record is from RefSeq and is a predicted model, not a curated record. The transcript has 4 exons. Bases 75 to 428 code for a protein of 117 amino acids. NCBI's taxonomy places the organism in Eukaryota, Metazoa, Chordata, Lepidosauria, Squamata, Phrynosomatidae.
GAGGCGCUGAUUGGCUAAAACGCGCUGCUGGCUGAGGCGGCGACCCUGGAAUUGGAAGCAGGUGGAGGCCGAGGAUGGUGGUGGGGAGUUCCGCAGGCCUUUUCCGACGCCUUGGCGCGCUGAGUGGGGCAGCCGCGGUGGGAGCAGCCGCCUAUGGAGCCCACGGUUUGCGCCGGAGCGACCGAGACGACUACCUGAAAGAGCUCUACGAAACGGCCAACAAGUAUCACUUCUUGCACAGCCUGGCACUAUUAGCCGUCCCCCAUUGCCGAUAUCCCAUGAUGGCUGGGAGCAUCCUGUCCCUAGGAAUGGGGAUGUUUUGUGGCGCCUUCUAUUACCAUGCGCUCACUGGAGACCCGGUCUUCACGAAAGCAGCGCCGUACGGAGGUGGACUCCUCAUCCUUGGCUGGAUUGCGAUGGCCCCCUGAGACCCUUCCAUACCCAGUCCCCCAGUAGCCUUUUAAUCCCAGCUCUGGACUAACCAUGCAGGGAUCUCUUUGACACUGCAAAAUUAGUGCAAUUUAUAGUUUUUGGUGGGUAUUUUGGGCUAUGCGGCCAUAGAAGAGUUUAUUCCUAUGGAUGCCAGCCAUGAAAACCUUCGACUUCAUAUCGCAAUUUAACUUCCAUGGCUGCCUACUGUGGAAUCCUGGGAUUUAUAGUUUGGGGAGGCCCUAGAGCUACACACUCAGAACAGCUCCUGCAACUACAGAUCCCAAAAUGCCACAGCAUGGAGCCAUGGGUGCUAGAAGCAACAUGAGAAAUUCACCUGCAAGAUUUGCAAGAUCCUAUGGGAUCCUGGGAUUUGCAGUUGAGGGAGGGGAAUUUAGACAGCGCUUCAACCCGAACUGCAUAUCCCAGGAUUCAUAAUUGUGGAGCGUGGAAGAUCCCCAGGGCAUUAUAUCUAUUUUUUGGGUACUAAGAAGGGACACAAUGCUAGAAGAAUGAGAACCCCUCCUUCAAACAUCAGCAAGUGUGUGUUGGUUUGGGAUGGAAAGAAUACAGUAUAUAAGAAUACAGUACAACCACAGUAACACACACACACACACACACACACACACACACACACACACACAAUCUCUGUUGUAGGGUUUUUUAAAUAUAAAUUUCCAUGCAAAAAGGCAUAACUUUCCACAAAAUACAGUGGUUUUGUGGAAACCUCUUUCCCCUGUAAAAUGAAUAAAUAAACAAAUUCCUUAAGUUAAAUGCUUGCAAUGAACCGGAAUAAAACUCCAGGAUGCGAGAAACCAUUGAAAAGUUGCAAAAAUAUUGCAAUUUUUCAUGCCAAAGGAGCGAAAAUUCACUUUUUUCAUUCAUGUUUGCAGGAUGGGACAGUUCACAAUGAUUUGGUUUUGGGAGCCGUUUUUAAGCUCCUCUUUGCACCUGCGUCUGCCCCUGACUUCAAGCCCCAAAAUGCAAAAUGUACCCACUUUUUGUGUGUCUUUUCUUUAAAAAAGAUCAAAAUAUUUUAAAAUCACAACAAUAGCAGAGGAUCUGCAAAGGGUAAGAAUCACGUUGAUUAAAGCCAGAUUGGCGUUUGCAGAACUGGAAUAAUUUUGAAAAACAAAUCAGUGACUUUAAUUGGCAUUUAAUUUAAUAAACGUACUGACUCUGUUCCUAAA